CCUUCCUUCCCCUCCGCCACCACGCGAGAACUCGUCAGAUAUUUAUGAGCGCAGCCGCGGGUUAAUCCUCCCUUCUCGCUCCCGUGCUCACUGCUCGUGCUCGCGGUCGCGUUCGCUGUCGCAGCGCUGGGGCUGAGCCGCGAGUGGAGUGGAUAAACCCUAGCCGGGGUGGCGUAGCUGGGUUUGGUGGUGGCUUUGGCGUCGGCGACGGCCCGCUGUUCUCCGGAUUUUUUUUUUUACCUCGGAAGCACUGAUCAGUGAUGUCUCGGGAGGUUCCGGUUCUCUGCUCCUCUCAUCCUCUGUUGGAUUUGUGCUGACGUUCGAUCGCUGUGUGGCUAUGGUGUUUCGUUUGCUUUUUGAGUUUUAAUUUUGUACCAGGUUCUACUGUUUGGGUCGUUCUGAAGAAGUCGUGUUGGUUAAUUGAAUGGUGUGGGAGGUGACGAAGGCUACCAUGUGCUCAAACUACACCACAAUUGGAUUAUAGGAUAGUCACGUACAGCUACCAGUUUCCUAGAAUCAAAUUGUUGAUAGCGGAGAGGAGUGACUGGAUUUUGUUCAAUACUUUCACCUCGAUCAUGGGUGGUGUCUGCUCAAGGAAGAGAAGCCAAUUGGUGGAUGAAGGUGACUCUCUCCAGACAUCCCCAAGGUUCUCAAAGACCAGCAGCUUAAAAUGGUUGUUGCUUACACUGCCCCGCAGCAAUUCUGAUGUCUCUGGGAAGGGGCAGGGGAAUGAACCUGGACGGUGCCCGUCCCUCAUGGAGCUCUGUGUCGCUAGAAUCUGCCAGGAUAUCGGCAAGUAUUCUACUUUUGCAAUGCUGCCGAGGGAUCUCAGCCAGCAGAUUUUCAAUGAAUUGGUAAAUUCAAACCGUCUUAUGGAGGCAUCGCUUCAAGUUUUCAGGGAUUGUGCUCUGCAGGACAUUGGCUUAGGGGAGUACCCUGGAGUAAAGGAUGCUUGGAUGGAAGUAGUGGCAUCUCAAAGGCAGUCAUUGUUGUCGGUUGAUAUUUCUUGCUCUGAAGUAACUGAUAGUGGGAUAGAUCUUCUUAGAGAUUGCUCAAGCAUGCAAAGCUUGGCAUGUAAUUACUGUGAUCAAAUAUCCGAAAGUGGGCUGGUCGUAUUGUCAGGACUGUCAAACCUGACUUCUCUAAGCCUCAAGAGAAGUAAUGCUGUUACUGCUGAAGGAAUGAGAGCCUUUGCAAAUUUAGUGAACUUACUAAGUCUCGACCUUGAAGGUUGCCUAAAGAUUCAUGGUGGCCUUAUUCAUUUAAAAGAUCUGACAAAGCUCGAGUCAUUGAAUAUGAGAUAUUGCAAUUAUAUUGCGGAUUCAGAUAUCAAAUAUUUAACAGAUCUUACAAAUUUGAAGGACCUUCGAUUGUCAUGUUGUAAGAUCACAGAUCUGGGGGUGUCGUAUAUCAGAGGCUUGCAGAAGCUCACUCACUUGAACCUAGAGGGCUGCCCAGUGACCGCUUCUUGUUUGGAAGCUAUUUCAGGAUUGUCUUCAUUGGUAUUGUUGAACUUGAACCGUUGUGGUAUAUACGAUGAUGGCUGUGAAAACUUUGAAGGUCUUAAAAGGUUGAAGGUUUUAAACUUGGGGUUUAACUAUAUUACAGAUGCUUGUUUGGUGCAUCUCAAAGGAUUAAUCAGUUUGGAGUCUUUGAACUUGGAUUCGUGCAAGGUUGGAGAUGAUGGUCUAUCACAGCUGAAAGGUCUUGUGCUGCUUCAAAGCUUGGAUCUUUCUGAUACUGAAGUUGGAAACAAUGGACUCCAGCAUCUAUCUGGUCUUUGUGAUCUGCAAAGUAUUAAUCUCUCAUUUACUUCGGUCACGGACAUUGGUAUGAAGAAGAUCUCCAUGUUGAAUUCGCUGAAGUCAGUCAACCUUGACAAUCGCCAAAUUACUGAUGUUGGCUUGGCAGCACUUACAAGUCUCACUAGGCUGACUCAUCUUGACCUUUUUGGAGCUCGCAUAACUGACUAUGGCACAAACUGCUUCAGAUAUUUUAAGAAUCUUCUUUCUCUUGAAGUCUGUGGUGGGUUCGUUACUGAUGCUGGAGUGAAGAACAUCAAGGAUCUAAAGGCUCUGACACUGCUAAAUCUUUCUCAAAAUGUUAAUCUGACAGACAAAACCUUGGAACUGAUCUCUGGCCUGACUGCUUUGGUCAACUUGAACGUGUCAAACUCGCGGGUAUCCAAUGCUGGUCUCAAACACCUGAAUGACCUGCAGAACCUGCGUUCACUGUCUCUAGACUCCACCCGGGUCACGGCAAACGAGAUGAGGAAGCUCCGAGCAACGAUGCUGCCAAAUCUGAUCAGCAUGCGGCCAGAGUAACUUUCCACUUGGUACCUGCUGUAAAUAAUCAUCAGGUUCGAGCAGGCUGUUCUGUAGAUAAGUUAUGUUGGAAGAACCAGAAUUGAACGCAGGCAUAUAUAUAUAUAUAUAUAUAUAUAUGUCAACAAUGGUUUUAACGAGUGGUAGGUGUUCUGCUAUAUAUGUCAGCGAGCUCGUUCGUUUCGGGUGAUGCUGAAGAAAUGGCAGUUGCUCUGCACCGUGCGUGCACCCUACAAGGCGCGAUGGGAAGAGACAGAAUUGUAAAUAGCGCGCUUCCUCGCCAUCUGGGAUGAUUAUGUGUGUCGAUCUUGUUAUUUUGGUUAAAUUGGAGUCAAGUGUGCGUUAUGUUGGUGUCUGAUGAGCCCUGGGUGCUUAUUUUCUGUUUGUCUCGCGUAUGCUUUUGUUCAUGUUUUGGCUGUUCACUCUGCAACCACAAAGAUGGGCGGUGACCUAUCGGGUAUAUAAAGUUAUCCUUGGCCACAAGGACUUCCGGA
Messenger RNA from Sorghum bicolor (sorghum), 2818 nucleotides. RefSeq names its product F-box/LRR-repeat protein 14-like. Gene Ontology annotation, biological process: SCF-dependent proteasomal ubiquitin-dependent protein catabolic process. Bases 576 to 2324 code for a protein of 582 amino acids. Gene Ontology annotation, cellular component: SCF ubiquitin ligase complex. The record is from RefSeq and is a predicted model, not a curated record. The transcript is spliced from 17 exons. Gene Ontology annotation, molecular function: protein binding. NCBI's taxonomy places the organism in Eukaryota, Viridiplantae, Streptophyta, Magnoliopsida, Poales, Poaceae.